AUGCUGCGCGCCCUCGCCACCCGCAGCGUCUCCCUCCUCCCCCCGCGCGCGCGCUUCGCCGCCGCGCGCGCGCAGCCCCUCCGUCCCCUCGCGACGGAGAGCAAAGCGGACGGCUCAGCCGACGCGCCUGCCCCUCCGAACGCCGAGCCUCGCUCUGACCCCGCCGCGGCCCCCCCGUCGGACGAGCCCGCGACCCCGCCCGAGCCCGUGUCCGCGGAGGAGCACCUCGCCAACCAGCUGCAGGAGAAGGAGCAGGAGCUGGCCGCGCUGAACGACCGCACCCUGCGCGUGCUCGCCGAGAUGGAGAACGUCCGCAUGAUCGCCCGCCGCGACGUCGACAACGCCAAGAAGUACGCCGUCCUCCCGUUCGCUAAGGGCCUGCUCUCCGUCGCCGAUAACCUCGGCCUCGCGCUCAAGGCCGUGCCCGAGGACGCCCUGCACGACCCGCACAACCACCAGCUGCAGGGCCUGUACACCGGCGUCGCCGCCACAGAGGCGGAGCUGCUCAAGGUUUUUGCCCAGCAUGGCAUCACCAGGUUCGGAGAGGUCGGCGAUCAAUUCGAUCCUAAUAAGUAUCAGGCCGUUUUCGAGGCUCCUUCCCCGGACCAUCAGCCAGGGACCGUUAUGGAUAUCACCAAGCUUGGAUACACUAUUGGUGAUAGAAUACUCAGGCCGGCCGAGGUCGGAGUUGCAAAGGCUCCAUAA
Messenger RNA from Chondrus crispus (carragheen), 705 nucleotides. Its product is annotated as Heat Shock Protein GrpE. Gene Ontology annotation, molecular function: protein homodimerization activity; protein-folding chaperone binding; adenyl-nucleotide exchange factor activity. The coding region runs from base 1 to 705 and encodes 234 amino acids. The transcript has a single exon. Gene Ontology annotation, cellular component: PAM complex, Tim23 associated import motor. NCBI's taxonomy places the organism in Eukaryota, Rhodophyta, Florideophyceae, Gigartinales, Gigartinaceae. The record is from RefSeq and is a predicted model, not a curated record. Gene Ontology annotation, biological process: protein import into mitochondrial matrix; protein folding.